AUGCUGAAUGCAAGCAUUGUAAGAAAGGACAACACCACUGAAUACGACACAGAUGGAUUUCCCCCCUCUUUCGAAGUGUACAAAUGGAUCAUCUAUCCAUUAACUGUCUUUUGCAGCCUGUGUGGACUGGUGGGGAAUGGAAUGGUUAUCUGGAUUCUCACUUCCUGCACGAAGAGGAAUCCUUUCACUACGUACAUCUUGAAUCUGGCCAUAGCUGACUUUGGUACCCUUUUGAGUCUGUCUGCAAGAGUUAUUAUUUUGGCCAUUGACAAUCCAUACACUCUUGUCUAUGAAUUAGUUGAUUCGCUCACUUUCUUCACCUAUAGUACGAGCCUGUAUUUCCUGACGGCCAUUAGCCUGGAGAGAUGCAUCUCGGUCCUCUUUCCGAUCUGGUUCCGAUGUCAACGACAAAGGAGAACUUCCGCUGUGGUUUCCUUACUCCUCUGGAUAGUUUCUGGCUUACUUUCUGGAACGUUGUUGGUAUUUGAUAAUUUGUGGUUGAUAUUUGAUAAUCUUUCUUAUGAAACUUACUUAAAUGUGCUGAACACUAUUUUUACCAUCAACCUUCUAAUUUUGACUCCUAUAAUGGUUGGUUCCACUUUCAUUAUGUCCAUCCGGAUCUGCCGCAAGUCCCAGAGACGUCAGCCGCCCAGGCUAUACAUUGCCAUUUUAGUCACUCUCCUCUUCUUCAUUAUCUUUGCUAUUCCAUUAAGUGUUACAUAUUUCAUUCUUCUCAAUGGUGGCCCUUUUUAUGACCUUAUAUAUGAAAGUUCUUUCCUCCUUGCUUCUUUUAACAGCAGCAUCAACCCCAUAAUUUACUAUUUUGUAGGGAGAUGCAGGAACCGUCAACGUAGAGAGUCAUUGAAGUUCGUGCUCCAACAGGUAUUCAAGGAUGAAGCUGAUCUUAGAGAAGGGAAUUAG
Messenger RNA from Eublepharis macularius, 921 nucleotides. RefSeq names its product mas-related G-protein coupled receptor member H-like. Gene Ontology annotation, molecular function: G protein-coupled receptor activity. Gene Ontology annotation, cellular component: membrane. The record is from RefSeq and is a predicted model, not a curated record. NCBI's taxonomy places the organism in Eukaryota, Metazoa, Chordata, Lepidosauria, Squamata, Eublepharidae. Gene Ontology annotation, biological process: G protein-coupled receptor signaling pathway. The coding region runs from base 1 to 921 and encodes 306 amino acids. The transcript has a single exon.